Molecule: messenger RNA, 7208 nt
Organism: Erinaceus europaeus (western European hedgehog)
Lineage: Eukaryota; Metazoa; Chordata; Mammalia; Eulipotyphla; Erinaceidae
Gene: BICRAL
Product: BICRA like chromatin remodeling complex associated protein
Exons: 10
Coding region: 1098-4130 (1010 amino acids)
Biological process (GO): positive regulation of DNA-templated transcription
Cellular component (GO): SWI/SNF complex
Source: RefSeq, a predicted model, not a curated record
UACAGUAUAAACCUCUUUAAUGAUCAUGUUAAGGAAAGGAAGUAAUAUAUCCAUCUUGUAGAUUUAGCUACUUGUCAUAAUUGGCUAAUUUAUUUCAUGUGAUUAUGAUGUCUGGGAGACAAGCCCAUGAUAAAAUAAUGAUCUGUGUCUAAUGCAGUUCUUUCUACUCUAUUAAAUACCAUCCGGAUUUAAGGAAAGACCUUCACACAGAUUUAUACGCCGCCUGUCUUUUUUAUAGUAGAUUUUCUUUCUUAUGUCAUUUAUUUCCUUCCUCAGAGUUAUGUUAGUAUAGUCACACUAUUCCCUUGAGUAACUGCACCUCUGAGUCCUAUAAGCAGAUUUCACUUUCAGCCGUCCUUUUCUUGCUUUUAAAGAUUUGUCUUUUUUAUUUAUGAGAGAGAGAGAGAGAGAGAAGGAGGAGGAGGAAGAGGGGAACCAGAGCAUCACCCUGAUACAUGCAGUGUUGGAGAUGUAACUCAGGACCUCAUGCUUAAAGAGUCCAACACUUGGGUCACUGUGCUGCUUCUCAGACAUGGUCAGUCAUCCCUUUCACAAUUUUAGUCAUGGAUGUUAGUUACCUUUUGAUAAACUUUUCCCAUUCUUUCUUUCUUCUCCUCACCCAUCAUAUUUCUUCCACUGAUGUUGCACUCAAAUGAGUUCUAACUGAUGGGGUCAUUCAGCAGCUGAAGAAACUCCCCCACCAAUAGGAAGGUCCCACAUGGUGGGAUACUUACCCUUUCCAGACAGACCCUUCCCGAAGAAAGUAAGUCUCCUUCCAUGUGGCAGGAGUCAAUCUUAUACUUGUUUGACCUUGUAACUGGUAGGAUAGGAAGUUUGGGGGAACUGGAAAGGAGAUGGCAAUUUUAACCAAGGGGGGAAAAAAAACAGUAGAAACUAUCCCUUCUGCUUUCUUCGGGCGUGUCCCUCUUCUGGGCAUCUCUUCAGGAUUUCAUUCCUCCGUCCAACUGCCGUUCACAACUGCCCUUUCCAACUGCUCCGGAACUCUUGGCCUUGGCAUUCCGUGAUGUAAAUUAUUCCACGCAUGGUUCAAAAUGAGUGUGAAGCAGUGUUGCCAGGUGUUGGAUCACUAGUUUGUCAUGGAUGAUGAUGAUGACUCGUGUCUCCUUGAUCUUAUUGGAGACCCACAAGCACUGAACUAUUUUCUACAUGGACCUACUAAUAAAUCUAGCAAUGAUGACUUGACUAAUGCAGGAUAUUCUGCAGCCAAUUCAAAUUCAAUUUUCGCCAACUCUAGUAAUGCUGAUCCUAAGUCAUCCCUCAAAGCUGUAAGCAACCAGCUUGGAGAAGGGCCCAGUGAUGGACUGCCGCUUUCAAGUAGCCUUCAGUUUCUGGAAGAUGAACUUGAGUCUUCUCCUCUUCCUGAUCUCAGUGAGGACCAACCUUUCGACAUUCUUCAGAAAUCCUUGCAGGAGGCCAAUAUCACUGAACAGACAUUGGCAGAAGAGGCGUAUUUGGAUGCCAGUAUAGGUUCAAGCCAACAGUUUGCACAAGCUCAGCUUCAUCCUUCUUCAUCAGCAUCCUUUACUCAGGCUUCUAAUGUUUCUAAUUACUCAGGUCAGACGCUGCAACCUAUAGGAGUGACUCACGUGCCUGUUGGAGCAUCGUUUGCAAGCAAUACAGUGGGUGUGCAACAUGGCUUCAUGCAACAUGUAGGGAUCAGUGUGCCCAGCCAGCAUUUAUCUAGUAGCAGUCAAAUAAGUGGCUCUGGUCAAAUACAACUGAUUGGGUCAUUUGGUAAUCAGCCUUCCAUGAUGACUAUUAAUAACUUAGAUGGAUCUCAAAUCAUAUUAAAGGGCAGCGGGCAGCAGGCUCCAUCAAAUGUGAGUGGAGGGCUUCUGGUUCACAGACAGACUCCUAAUGGCAACUCGUUGUUUGGGAACUCCAGUUCAAGUCCAGUAGCACAGCCUGUUACCGUUCCAUUUAACAGCACAAAUUUUCAAACAUCUUUACCUGUGCAUAACAUCAUCAUACAAAGGGGUCUUGCACCAAAUUCAAAUAAAGUCCCAAUUAAUAUCCAGCCAAAGCCUAUCCAGAUGGGUCAGCAAAAUACAUACAAUGUGAAUAAUUUGGGAAUACAGCAGCAUCACGUUCAACAAGGGAUUUCUUUUGCCUCUGCAAGUUCACCCCAGGGCUCAGUAGUUGGUCCACACAUGUCUGUGAACAUUGUCAACCAACAAAACACAAGAAAACCAGUCACUUCACAGGCAGUGAGCAGUGCUGGGGGUAGUAUCGUUAUCCAUUCCCCCAUGGGCCAGCCUCAUACACCUCAAAGUCAGUUUCUCAUACCUACAAGCCUUUCGGUCAGUUCCAACUCGGUACACCACGUCCAGACCAUAAAUGGGCAACUUCUGCAGACUCAACCUUCUCAGCUCAUUUCUGGCCAAGUGGCCUCAGAGCAUGUUAUGUUGAACAGAAAUUCUUCCAACAUGCUUAGGACCAACCAACCAUACUCUGGACAGAUGCUGAACAACCAGAAUACUGCUGUCCAGUUAGUGUCUGGGCAGCCAUUCACCGCCUCGGGAAGUCCAGUGAUCGUCAAUCAUGCUUCUCCUCAGAUUGUUGGUGGACAGAUGCCCUUGCAGCAGGCAUCACCAACUGUAUUGCACCUGUCACCCGGGCAGAGCAGCGUCUCCCAAGGAAGACCUGGUUUCACAACCAUGCCCUCAGUGACAAGCAUGUCAGGAUCUAAUCGGUUCCCUGCUGUCAGCUCAUCCAGCACUGCCCAUCCUAGUCUUGGGUCUUCAGUUCAGUCUGGUGCAUCAGGAUCAAACUUUAUGGGAGAUCAGCUGGCCCAGCCAAACAGGACUCCGGUACCAGUCAGUGUGUCUCAUCGUCUUCCAGUUUCUUCUUCCAAACCUACCAGCACCUUCAGUAACACCCCUGGAGCAGGAGCCCAGCAACAGUUCUUCUGUCAGGUGGAUAGUCAUUCAGGAGGACAAAAAAGGCCGGCGACAAAACAACUAACUAAAGGAGCUUUCAUUCUUCAGCAGUUACAGAGGGACCAAGCCCACGCUGUGACACCUGAUAAAAGUCAGUUCCGAUCACUAAGUGAUGCGGUACAGAGGCUGCUGUCCUACCAUGUGUGCCAGGGCUCCAUGCCCACAGAGGAGGACAUGAAGAAAGUUGACAAUGAAUUUGAGAUAGUUGCCACUCAGCUCCUCAAAAGGACCCAAGCUAUGCUUAACAAAUACAGAUGCCUGCUCCUCGAAGAUGCCAUGAGAAUCAACCCCUCUGCUGAGAUGGUGAUGAUCGACAGGAUGUUCAACCAGGAGGAAAGAGCUUCUUUGUCCCGGGACAAACGACUAGCACUUGUGGACCCUGAGGGUUUCCAGGCUGACUUCUGUUGUUCCUUAAAACCUGAUAACACCACUCAUGAGACACAGCUUGGCAAGAGUGACCAGCACGGCAGUAAAGCAAGCAGCUCUUUACACCUAACAGCGAAGGCCCAAAGCAGAGACCGAGCAAAACCAGCCAUGGUGGAAGCAAUGAAUCAUGACCAAUUUCAUCCAGUGCCUAAUCACAUUGUGGUCUCCGCGGAAGGAAACAUUUCUAAAAAAACUGAAUGUCUCAGCAAAGCACUGAAAUUUGACAAAGCAGGCUUAGCUCAGUACCGGAGUACGUCUGAAGAGAAAGCCAGUCGGAGAGACUCCAUGAAGGCCAGCGAGUGCUCCCCUGGCCCAGAAGGGCACCGGAAAACCUCAUCCAGACAGGAUCAUGGUACUGAGAGCAAACUCUCAAGUAUCCUUGCCGAGUCUCACUUGGAGGUGACUUGUAAUAAUUCUUUCCAAGACAAAACUUUGAGGAAUUCUCCAAAGAAUGAAGUUUUGCAUACAGACAUCAUGAAAGGGUCAGGUGAGCCCCAGCCUGACCUCCAGCUCACCAAGAGUUUAGAAACAACAUUUAAGAACAUCUUGGAACUUAAAAAGGCUGGGCGCCAGGCCCAGAGUGACCCCACGGUUAGUGGCUCUGUUGAGUUAGAUUUCCCCAACUUUUCUCCAAUGGCUUCACAGGAAAACUGCCUGGAAAAAUUCAUCCCGGACCACAGUGAAGGCGUUGUAGAAACUGACUCUAUUUUAGAAGCAGCUGUAAAUAGUAUCCUAGAGUGUUAAUAGCAGCAGUCCUCCCCCACCCUGCCCUAAGACCCCCUACCCCCACCCGGACAAGUUACAUUCUUUCCUGGCAAAAGCAAAUGGAAUUGGUCUCCUGUCUCCAGCCUGCUUGAUCUUUCAUCACAGGUUAUUCUUUCUAAUCUCAAUCCUGUUCUUUAUUUAAGAGCAAUACUUGUGGUUACAGGGAGAUCCUUUAGCAAAAUUAAUCCUUGUUAGAAAGCAGUCUGAUAGGCCCUACACAUUUCAAGCAUUAUGAAAGUGUUUAUAGUCAUUUUGGGGGGUUUUGUUGUUGUUGUUGUGUUUUUUGUCUUUUUUUUUUUUUUUAGAACACUGUAACUUAAUGAGAUUACAGUACUCUUGGCCCUGGGUAAAAUUCUGACAAUCAUAAGGCAUUUGAAAAGAACAGAAUUGUUAAGAUCAAACAGGGCUGAUAACAGCUACUUUCAAAAGAAUGCCCCACUGCGUCUCCAAAUUUUGGCUUUGGGGGGGAGAGAGGUCUGUUAUUAGAGGGGAGACCACAUGGUCCUCCCCACUCUACUAGCAGGUUGCUGGCAGUUGAGCCGAGGACCCCAUAGCCCUGCACAGGCAGCCAGCAGUGCACAAGAUGGGCAGUUACAGGGCUUCCUUGUUCAUCAUUCAAGCGUAUUUCCAGUGCUCUUAGAGCAAAACCUCAUGCUUGUCAGCAUAUCCAUGUUGAAUCUCAUUUAGGGAAUGUUCUGCUUUUAGAAGCAACACCAUGACUUGAGACAAUUUCACCAGGCUAAAUAAAGGAAAGUGGAAACCAGUUAAAUGGCACAGUGUACAGGGGAGGCCGGGAUAGAGUCAUGAGGAAUAUAAUAUGUAUAUAUGUAAAAGCAUAUAUAUGUUUUAACUAUUGAGAAAAAAACAAGCAUUUCACAUUUUAUAAUUGGGUAGAGUCAACAUAUGAUGUAUGUUUUUGUUGCUGGAUAUUCAUUUAACCUCUUUCUGCACCCUUUCUCAUAACAAAUAGCCAAGCAUCAAAAGCACUUUCAUUUGCAAACGAUGUUGUAAUUUUUCAGUUUAAACUUUAAGGGGACUUUAGCCUUGUGUAUGCUUCCUGUUGUCUGAGAACAGUAGUCACUCCUGGCAGCAGUCACUACCAAAACACAGACAAACCAAAGGUAAUCAUCCAGCCCACCCUGAAAGAAAAGAUCUGAGACCAGGGAUCCCCACUUUAAAAGGAAAAAGAUGGGCCCUGUCACUGUCUGUGUUUGGUCUGUGUUCACAUUAGGAAAGACUUACUGCUUUAUUUAUUUAUGUUGCUUUUCAGGGAGCUUUCUCCAUCUCCCUUUCUUGUACACCUGCCCCAUAUCAUCCCAGUUUUGUUGUUACUUUCACUCUUAAUGUAACUGUAACCAUCGGUUACCUCUUCUCACUGGCAAAGCUAUAUAAUGGAAUUCUAUAUGCGUUCCCUCACAUGCACAUGUGCAUGUGCCUGAGCUGCUAAGACCUGGGGGUCAUUUUGGUUACAGUGCAAACAUACCCACUCUCCUUUUCAUGCACACAUACUCUCUCACACACACUCUCACUUUCUUCUUGGUAUCUCUAGCUUUAGAGGUAUAUCCACUGGUCUUCAUUCUGGCAUGUUGCCAGGAUCUGCUUCUGGCUGUCCCCAGGAGGAUAUUACCCCAUUGUCAUCAUGUUGGGCAUUUCUUUUCCAGAUUGGCCUGUGAUGGAAAAGAAGGCUUCUGAUUAUUAGAAAAUACAGCAACAGAAGACCUGUACUGUCCCUACCCUUUGUCCUAUCACACAAAGAAACAAGAGUUCCUUCUUCCUACCCCCACCCACCUGCCAAUAGAAAUUGGAAAAUAUGGGCCAUUUUAAGGACACCAUUUUUUCCUUCUUUGUGCCAAUGCCCAAGUUGCAGAUGUACCCUUUUUUCCUGUAUUGUAACAUAUUAGAAAGAUAAGCUGAUAUUGCCAGUUGGAACUUUCUGUUUGGGCAGCCCUGAGGCUAACACCCCACCCUAAAAACCCAUGAUUUCAUAGGCUCUUCUCUUAGGUCUCAUGUUUCCCUAAUUCCUGGCAAGACAUAAAUAUAAUAAUCUCUCUUGAUCAAAUUCUUCUUGUUGUGGGACUUUGUACCUGGAAGCCUUCACCUAGGUACUAAUGAGUUACAUUAAUUACUGCAAAUCAGUGGAAUUCUUAAAAGAGGCAAGAUAAGCUUCGUGUACAUUUGUCACCUCCUUCCCCAUCCUACCCUGCUACCCCAGUCCUAGCUUUUCUAGGUACCAUCUUAAAGGGUUUUUAAGCCCUAAUACUUGUCUAGCAGAUGGAGAGCCUAAUUUACCAAAAUGAAACUUGUAAAUUUUUGUGUCCUUGUAUGUAAGUUUACUUUUUAUGGCGGAAAGAUUCUAGAUAAUGACAAAUGAAGAUUAUAAAACGUACUUUACUCCUGUGAUUAGGUUAAGCGCACACGGGUCAUGACUCGCAUGUGGAGCCCCCUCUGGUGAAGGGUCAGAGAGCUCAGCCUCCAAUGGCCAACAUUCAGCUGUUCAGGUUCAUUAAUCCAAAGUUAAGUUUUAGAACAACUUGUGCUUGGUAACAAAAAUCUCUUUCUUUCUUUCUUUCUUUUUUUUAAAUCUGUUGUGGAAAAGUGUGAAUUUGUUAUUAAGCAUUUGAUUUUCUGUGUCCUUAAGUACUGCCUAAAGAUAAAGCAAAUUUUAAACUGGCAAUUACGAAAAAGAACUAUUUUAGCUCUGAAGAAUUUAGUAGACUUUGUUAGAUUAGGGAGGCCUUACAGACUGACUUGACUUAAAGAGGACGCGUCACUCACUGUCAGUGUGGUGUGGGCUUUAUUUGCUUAAAUACCUUCAUUUGUAUAGUAUGUCUCACUUGAAAUUGCUUUGUAUACAUUUUGUAAAAAUAUUUAUAAAAUGUUUUGUAAAAAAAAAAAAAGUAUAACAAAUUGCAGUUUAUUUUGUUAUGUUGGAUAAAUACUGUUAAAAGAAACCAGUCAGUAACUAUAUUGUUAAUCCAUGGUUAGGAAAUGUUUAGUUGGAGAUUACGAAAUGAAACAACCAUUGCAAUACAGCCAAAGAUUUGGGAAAAUGUGCAA